Rhinichthys klamathensis goyatoka is the source of this 1673-nucleotide messenger RNA. It is a transcript of the gene myod1, whose product is annotated as myogenic differentiation 1. The transcript has 3 exons. Gene Ontology annotation, biological process: positive regulation of myoblast differentiation; regulation of transcription by RNA polymerase II; muscle organ development. Bases 224 to 1051 code for a protein of 275 amino acids. The record is from RefSeq and is a predicted model, not a curated record. Gene Ontology annotation, molecular function: protein dimerization activity; RNA polymerase II cis-regulatory region sequence-specific DNA binding; DNA-binding transcription factor activity, RNA polymerase II-specific. NCBI's taxonomy places the organism in Eukaryota, Metazoa, Chordata, Actinopteri, Cypriniformes, Leuciscidae.
AGGCCGUGAUCUCUGACCAGCAUCAAGUACCUGAAGGGUACAAGCAAGGAAACCUUUUGAGGGUCUGUUUUAAAACGGUUGUCUCGGGCAAUACAUUGUUUCAGGAUCUGAAGGAAUUUGUCUUAAUAUUCCUAAAUCCUUGAAAACUUUACUAUUUGGGAAGCAUUCAAGUAGGCUAUCCUAGUUAUAAGCCUAUACAUUUUUUUUCCCUUAAUACAUAAAGAUGGAGUUGUCGGAUAUUCCCUUCCCCAUCUCAUCAGCUGAUGAUUUCUACGACGAUCCUUGCUUCAAUACCAACGACAUGCACUUCUUUGAAGACCUGGACCCCAGGCUCGUUCACGUGGGCCUGCUCAAGCCCGACGAGCAUCACCACAUCGAGGACGAGCACGUGAGGGCACCCAGUGGGCAUCACCAGGCCGGCAGGUGCUUGCUGUGGGCAUGCAAAGCCUGCAAGAGGAAAACAACCAAUGCUGACCGCCGCAAAGCCGCCACCAUGAGGGAGAGGAGACGACUGGGCAAAGUCAACGAUGCUUUCGAGACCCUCAAGAGAUGCACGUCCACCAACCCAAACCAGAGGCUGCCCAAAGUGGAGAUUCUGAGAAACGCCAUUAGUUACAUCGAGUCUCUGCAGGCGCUGCUUAGGGGUCAAGAGGAAAACUACUACCCUGUUCUGGAGCAUUACAGUGGAGACUCGGAUGCGUCCAGCCCGAGAUCCAACUGCUCUGAUGGCAUGAUGGAUUUCAUGGGCCCUACAUGUCAGUCGAGAAGACGGCACAGUUAUGACAGCUCUUACUUCAACGACACGCCAAAUGCUGACGCACGGAAUAAUAAAAGCUCAGUGGUGUCGAGUUUGGAUUGUCUGUCCAGCAUCGUGGAGCGGAUUUCCACAGAGACCCCCGCAUGUCCCGUGCUGUCGGUACCGGAGGGGCACGAGGGCAGCCCGUGUUCUCCGCAGGAGGGGUCUGUCCUGAGUGAGAGCGGGGCCCCUGCACAGUCCCCGGCCAACUGCCCUCAACAGCAGCCUCAGGAUCCCAUCUAUCAAGUGCUUUAAAGAUCCGCAACAUUUCAAUGCAAAUUGAAAGAGACAAUCUAAAUCAAGAAACAUUCAGCAGAAAAAAUUGCAAAUCCGAUCUUAACGACAAAAGAAAGACUAUUUCGAUCCACUGCUGGAAACUAGGAACGAAUGAUCUUUCUUUCUUUCUUUCUUUCUUUCUUUCUUUCUUUCUUUCUUUCUUUCUUUCUUUCUUUCUUUCUUUCUUUCUUUCUUUCUUUCUUUCUUUCUUAUGCUGUGGAAAAUCUAAUUCCUUUAUGAAAAUGGCUCGGAUCAGCAAGUGAGUUUCUUAACUACGCUUAUUUAUAUUAUUGUAUCCAUGUGAAAAUGUGACCAUAUUUUUUCUCCCCCUUUGUGAUAUAUUUUAUGUCGCCAUCACCUUUGAUUUCCUAAUUAUUCACGAGAGAAUCGUAAUCCAGAUACGGAUAGUAGGACCACUUUUGUAUAUGUGUAAAUAAGAUCUGUUUUGUUAAAGCGACGAAAACGAACAAACAUAUUAUUGUAUUUAAUGAUGAUGCCUGUUUGAAACACUAGCUUGUUGUGUCUUGUGUUAAACUUUAUAUUUAUACUUCUUAAAUGAGUGAAUGUCGGAUUAAUAAAAAAUAGCCUAUAACUAUUUAUA